UGUAAACAAAGUCAGCAAAGCCAUGGCAGUAAGAAUUUUAAAGUCUUAUAAGAUUGUCAAAGGUGUCUUUCUUUUGUAACAAAGUGUUAAAUUAAAAAGUAAGAUGAGGUUAAUAGCACUGGUUGUUGGCUAGAACUGAUUGAAAUUCUGCCUGUCUGUCAAUGUUCUAUGGUGUAUUGAAUUUAAAAUUUAGAAUUUGUCACGAGAUCAUCAAACAUGUGUGCAACAUAUAAUUCUAAUUGGAAAAUCAAUCAAGUAUCAUAUUGUUUGGUUAAUUCUUAUGAUUAGUACCAGAAGAAGCAACAGCAAUAAAUUAUUAGUAGGAGAAAUGGCAACAAACAACUAAUUAUAAGUAGACAUGGUAGAAGCAUUUGCAAUAAAUUACUAAUUAUUAGAAGAAGCAAUGGCAAAAAGUUACUGAUUAUUAGUAGAAGCAACGAAUAACUAAUCAUAAGUAGAUGCAAUGGCAACAAAUUACUAAUUAUAAGAAGAAACAAUGAAAACAAAAUACUUAUUAUUAAUAGAAGCAAAGACAAUAAAUUACAGACAAAAAUAUUAGUAGAAACAAUGGCAAUAAAUUUCCUCAAAGUAGAACUGAAAACAAUUGUGCAGAUUUGUGAUACGCUUGAUAGAAUAAUUUCGCAUUCACUUGGACCUCGUGGAUCAAAAAUCCUGUUGGCUACGGAAACAGGCCAGGUGAUUAUCUCUAGUGAUGGUAAAACAGUGUUAAGAAAACUACAAUUUGGUCAUCCUAUUGCAAGACUAAUCAUUGAUUCCAUGACAAGAACGGUCAAUUUCACAGGAGACAGCAGUAAAACUUUUAUUCUAUAUUUAUCAAAAUUCUUCCAUGAACUUUUACAGCAGGAAUUCAAGUCUACAAGUCACAAUGAUUGUGUAUGUGCUAUUCAAAAGAUUAAAUUUGAAAUCAGUUCGAAAUUGGCUUCAUUCAUAAAAUCAAAAAUACCAGGUUCAGAACGAGUUAUUUCUUCUGGUACAGUUCGUGAAAUUUUAAGAACGUCUUUAUCUAACAGUUUCCAAGAAAGAAUCAUCGAGCAUUUUGUUACCAUGGUGAAUGAAGCAGUCUGUACAGAUGGACAAGAUGAACAAGUAAUAAUAAACAAUAUUAAAUGUAUGGUUGACAACUUUGAUCAGUUUUGUAUUAAAGUUCCAAGUCUACCGUACAGUGAAUCGAGAACUCUGUCACCAUUUCUCAUUCAAAGAAGAUUUGCUGUGUAUUGUCAAAAUAACUCAUUUCAAUAUGUCAGAUUCGUAACAUGUUUGUUCCCAAUAACAGGACAUCAAAAAAAUGUAGAAACAAGGGAAAUAAUAAGCCUGAAGAAUGAAUCAUCUUUAAUCAGAUUCAUGGACCAUCAUUAUUUUCUUUUAAAGAAAUUCGUAGAAAUGUGUAAAAGAGAAAAUAUACAACUUAUUCUAUGCUCGGAACAAGUAUCGGACCAAGCUAUACAGCUUUUUGAAUUACACAGAAUCAGUGUUGUUCCAUAUGUACCAGAGGAAGAUUGUGAUUGGUUGUUAUCAAGUUUAAAAAUAAGUCCAUGUACUAGCAUUUUUGAAACAUUGGAGAGUAAUAUGAUUCACAGUGCAAAAUCUUGUAAACCUUUAAUUUUUAAUGGGAGAGAGUGUGUUCAUUUGGAAUUAGAUUGUCAACUUCCAUUGCCAAAGAUGAUAAUUAUUUGUGCUCCUACUGAAGGUUUAUGUAGUCAGACAUUGCUUAAUUUGCAGAAAUCUUUGAAAACAAUAUCAUCGUUUCUUAAUUCUAAUACUCCAAAUAGUUUAAAAGACGACGAUGGCAACAUAAAGUUUGGAACUAAAAUAUCUGUAAUUGGUGGAGGAGGGACAUUUGAGUUUCUAGUGUCUGAAUUUCUUACCGAGUAUUCACAAAGAGAAAGCUCAUGUAGCAUCAAGCUUCUUUGUAAGAUUUUAAGUACUGCUGUACUUCAAUUACCCAGAAUUCUAUUUCACAAUAAUUCGCCCACCAAACAAUUAGAUCUCAAAAUGUUCCUUGUUUUGUUGGAAAGGAUAAGUAAAGCAAGGCAUGCUGGGAAAUAUUUAGGAAUAGAUAGGAAUGGUCAAGUAUCAAAUCUGUUUGAUAAUGGUGUUAUAGAGUUGGUUGAACCCAAAAUUCACAUUUUACUCUCAAUGUUAGAACUUAUUCAGCAGGUGCUUCGAAUCGAUUAUUUUGUAGGAGUCAAAAUCAUUAAUCACAAUAAUGAAGAUUUUGAUGAAUAAAAUUUAAAUAAUGAUUUAAAUUGAUUUUUCAUACAAUUUCAUUGUUGGUUAAAGA
This is a messenger RNA of Mytilus trossulus (common blue mussel), 2302 nucleotides long. RefSeq names its product Bardet-Biedl syndrome 10 protein homolog. Gene Ontology annotation, molecular function: ATP-dependent protein folding chaperone; ATP binding. NCBI's taxonomy places the organism in Eukaryota, Metazoa, Mollusca, Bivalvia, Mytilida, Mytilidae. The record is from RefSeq and is a predicted model, not a curated record. Gene Ontology annotation, biological process: chaperone-mediated protein complex assembly. The coding region runs from base 568 to 2247 and encodes 559 amino acids. The transcript is spliced from 2 exons.